This is a messenger RNA of Otolemur garnettii (small-eared galago), 798 nucleotides long. Its product is annotated as transcription elongation factor SPT4-A-like. The transcript has a single exon. The record is from RefSeq and is a predicted model, not a curated record. Bases 133 to 486 code for a protein of 117 amino acids. Gene Ontology annotation, molecular function: zinc ion binding; RNA polymerase II complex binding. NCBI's taxonomy places the organism in Eukaryota, Metazoa, Chordata, Mammalia, Primates, Galagidae. Gene Ontology annotation, biological process: mRNA processing; positive regulation of DNA-templated transcription, elongation; regulation of transcription elongation by RNA polymerase II. Gene Ontology annotation, cellular component: nucleus; DSIF complex.
GAGUGAUAUUUGGAUACAUUUAUACAAUGUACAGUGACCAAAUUGGGAUAAUUAGCAUAUCUAUAACCACAAACAUUUAUCCUUGUGUUGGGAAUAUUCAAAAUCCUGUCUUCCAGGGUCCCGUCGGAGAAGAUGGCUCUGGAGAUGGUGCCCAAGGACUUGCAGUAUCUGCAGGCUUGUUUGUUGUGUUCGCUGGUCAAGACCAUAGACGAGUUUGAGUACAACGGUUGUGACAAUUGUGAUGUAUACUUACAGAUGAAGGGUAACAGAGAGAUGGUAUAUGAUUGCACCAGCUCCUCCUUUGAUGGAAUCAUUGCGAUGAUGAGUCUAGAGGACAGCUGGGUUCCCAAGUGGCAGCGAGUCAGUAACUUUAAGCCAGGUGUAUCUGCAGUAUCAGUCACUGGUCACCUGCUGCAGGAAAUCGUGCGGGAGCUGAAAAGUCGAGGAGUGGCCUACAAAUCCGGAGACACAGCUAUAAAGACCUAGCAAGAUGCAGGGCUGCCAGCAGCUUUGCUCUCUACUUCCUGCCUCUGCUUAUUUUUGCUAUGGAACUAAAUGGGAAGUACUCGAAAUACUCCCCACCCUCCAACUCUGAGACUUAGCAAUCUGUUAAGAGAGCAGCACAUCGUGUCCCUGAGCCAUUUUAUCUUUGGACUACUGAUAGAGGUGGGAGGGCUUUGGGUUGGUGGAUUAACAAGAGACUGAAUUGAGGAAAGAGUAGGAUGCCAGUUUUCCUACCCACAGCCCAGGGCUAUACCCUUGUCCACCAGUAGAACUCUGAGUCAAAUGCCAAUAAAU